AUGACAUGGGAAAGUGUCGCGAGAGAAGAGAGUGAAAGCAACGAGGGUGUGUCUUCAAGAGAUGCUUCCGAUGUGUCGUUUGGAGAUGGUGGGAGGGGGCCCGACAAGUCUGAUGGCUCACAGUCUGGUCUGAGCUCAUUCAUGCGCAUUGGCUUGAUGGCCUCCCCUCCCCCUGCCCGUCACAUCGCCUCCCCUCCCUCUGCCCGUCACGUUCCCCUGCCCUCCUCCUGCCCGUCGCGUCCCGUCGCCUCCCCCUGCCCGUCGCGUCGCCUCCCCUCCCUCUGCCCGUCGCGUUCCCCUCCCCUCCUCCUGCACGUCGCGUCCCGUCGCCUCCCCCUGCCCGUCGCGUCGCCUCCCCUCUCUCUGCCCAUCGCGUUCCCUUCCCCUCCUCCUGCCCGUCGCGUCCCGUCGCCUCCCCCUGCCCGUCGCGUCGCCUCCCCUCCCUCUGCCCGUCGUGUUCCCCUCCCCUCCUCCUGCCCGUCGCGUCCCAUCGCCUCUCCCUGCCCGUCGCGUCGCCUCCCCUCCCCCUGCCCAUCGCGUUCCCCUCCCCUCCUCCUGCCCGUCGCGUACCGUCGCCUCCCCCUGCCCGUCGCGUUGCCUCCUCUCCCUGUCGCGUUCACUCCCCUCCCCAUGCCUUAA
This is a messenger RNA of Closterium sp. NIES-65, 639 nucleotides long. The record is from the annotation of a GenBank genome assembly. Lineage: Eukaryota; Viridiplantae; Streptophyta; Zygnematophyceae; Desmidiales; Closteriaceae.